Molecule: messenger RNA, 1196 nt
Organism: Belonocnema kinseyi
Lineage: Eukaryota; Metazoa; Arthropoda; Insecta; Hymenoptera; Cynipidae
Product: kielin/chordin-like protein
Exons: 7
Coding region: 54-977 (307 amino acids)
Source: RefSeq, a predicted model, not a curated record
UUUCUUGACACCUAAGAAUAUUCCGCAUAUGCUGUCUAACAAUUGUGCCAACAAUGGUUAAACGCAGUAAAAUGGGUUUUCUUUUUGAGAUAUGUUUGUGUUUAAUUUUUAUUGUGUCUUCUCUCGCUGAGAAAGAAUGCGAUAAAACUAAAUGCCCGGGACCAUUAAAAUACUACGAGGAUGUACGUUGCAAACCGAUUUACAAAAAUCCAGAAGACUGUUGCGCUGUGAAGUACGAUUGCUCGCAUCUUGAAAGUAGAUCUCCUAAAAAAUGCUACUUAAAUGAUAAUGUUUAUGAGAUGGGAGAGAAACUGAAAGACGAAGAUGCUCUUGCUUGUGAUAUUGGAUGUUUUUGCGCCGAAGGAUACAACGGAAAUGCUCAUUUCAUAUGCGCAGUCGUUGAUUGCUUCCAGAGACCAAGACCUGGUUGUUCAAUGGUUCAUUAUGGUAAACAAUGCUGUGCAACAGAAGUGUGUCCUGACAGAGAAAAAGUAACCUGUACUGUUGAUGGCAAAACGUACAAAGAAGGUGAAGAGUUUGAAGCUAAAGGGGAACCAAAUAAAAAAUGCGUUUGCAUGCCAGGAUAUGAAGGAGAAAAUGCAGAACCAUAUUGCUACGUUCCAUCGAAGACCAAGAGUUAUUGUGGUACUGAAUUGAGACACGCGUCUGAGAUCAGAGAAAAAUGUGCACCAGUUUAUUAUUAUGAACAAUCUCCCGAAACUAGCUGCAGCGUCUCAUGGAGAUGUCAAAACAAUAAUGAUACCCUAAUUCCGAGUACUGAGAACAGUGAAGGUGAAUCUGAUAUUUGUAAAUUCGGUAACAUCGUAAUGCGAAUUGGAGACGAACUUAAUCAGGCUACAGGUUACAGUUCUGUAUGCGUCAAAUGCAAAUGUGAAGUUCCACCUACUCCCACUUGCCAACGUCUUCCUGAUAAUGAAUGUGACGUGACGGUUCAUCCUAAUUUUGACAAUUACUAAUCGAUGUAUAUAACAUUCCGAAUUUUAAUUUAAAAGUAUAUAAGAUUGUUAAUGCUUCUACAAUUUAUCUUUCGAUUAUGAUAAUUCACAUGUAUGGCAAUAUGAAAUCAUGUGCUUUUUUAUUUUGAUUUGAUUUUUUUUCGACCAUUUAUUUGUGAAGUAAAAUUUUAUUUUCUCAAUAACAUGAUAAAUUAUAUUUGUACAUUUUUAUCGUUAGUA